Molecule: messenger RNA, 279 nt
Organism: Staurois parvus
Lineage: Eukaryota; Metazoa; Chordata; Amphibia; Anura; Ranidae
Source: the annotation of a GenBank genome assembly
UGCCAUGUCCUACGGACACAGCUGAUCACGGGAUGUGGUAAAAGGCCAAUCACAUCGGCCUUUUACCACGUGAUCAGCCGUGUCCAAUGACACGCUGAUCACCGGGAAAUGCAAUUGCCGGGCACUGAUGCUCAGUGCCCUGAUGAUCAGUGCCCAGCAGUGCCACCCACCAGAUUCACCCCAACACCUGUGCCCAGCAGUGCACCCACCUGUGCCCAGAAGUGCAGCCCAGCAGUUGCACCAAUGCCUAGCAGUGCCGCCAGUCAGUGCCCAGCAGUG